Molecule: messenger RNA, 2423 nt
Organism: Thrips palmi
Lineage: Eukaryota; Metazoa; Arthropoda; Insecta; Thysanoptera; Thripidae
Product: probable serine hydrolase
Exons: 5
Coding region: 366-1517 (383 amino acids)
Source: RefSeq, a predicted model, not a curated record
AUGUGAUGUAGUGGGGAGGGGAGGGGAAGUAAACAAAACAGAGUUGGUGGCUAGAACGGAAUGCCAAGCUCAACUUCAGUAGUGGUUGGGUGCGCUUCAGCGGCAGUAGUGAGUUGGAAAGAUUGCGAAGCCCAAAUCCGCCUAGCCUGAUAAGGCGGCCGGGCCGUGUGCUUUAAAGUGCGCGCCGCGGCGAGUCAAUCAGUAAAUCGCACCCAACUUUCGAUCCGAAGACAGAAGACGAAGGCGCCUACCUGCUUGGCGCGGCUUGGAGCUGUCACAUCGACCGGCACCCGCAUUUUGCCAACACUCGGUAGCCGUUUCCACGAGUUGUGUGUUGCAGACUGACGCCUUUGGACGCGGCUAGAAUGCUGUUCGCACGGACCGCCCGCGGGCUAGUCGCCGGCCCCGCCUCGUCCACGGAGGCCUCCUCGCCGCUGGUGCCGCUGGCGCUGGUCCUGUGCCGCGGGAAGGCUACGGCCGCGCAGCCCCGGCCCCGGCACGAGCAGGACGAGGACGUCGCCGGCCAGAGGGCGGCGGGGACGGCCGCCCGCGCCUCGUCGCAGUACGAGGACCUGCUCGCCCAGCUGCAGGAGCGCGAGGUCCGCAUCCCCGUGCCGUGGGGCCACAUCGCCGGCAAGUGGUGGGGCCGCACCGACCGGCGCCCCCUGGUGGCGCUGCACGGCUGGGGCGACAACGCCGGCUCCUUUGAGCGCCUGGCCGGCUCGCUCCGCGGCGUGCCCGUGCUGGCCCUGGACCUGCCCGGCCACGGCCUCUCCUCCCGGGUGCCCCGCGGCGUGGCCCCCGCGGACCGCGGUCUCUUGCUGACCACCCUGAGGCGCGUGCAGCGCGCGCUGGGCCUCACCACCGUGUCCCUGGUCGGCCACUCUCUCGGGGACGCCGUCGCCCUCAUCUACGCCGCCACCUACCCCACCGACGUGGACAUGUACGUCAGCCUGGACACGCUGGUGCCCGCCCCUGCGGACGCCGACGCCGAGCUGAAGGCGAGCGGCCCCCUGGUGGACGAGCUACUGGACGCGGAGGAGAGGAUGGGGAAGGCGUCCAACGACGUGCCCCGCGCGCAGCUCCUCGACGACCUGCUGGCCGGCCGCGGGGGCUCGCUGAACCGGCACGCAGCGGAGACGCUGCUGCGCCGCGGCGCCGAGGGCUCUGGCGCCUCGAUGCAGGCCACGGUGGACCCGCGGGUGAUGCGCGCGCCCCUGCUGCCCGCCGCGCUGGCCCUGGCGUGCGCGCGGAGUGUGCGCUGCCCCGCGCUCGCCGUGCUGCCCCAGUGGCGGGGCCCGCGCGCCCUCUCCGCCGACGAGGAGCUUCGGGAGCGCUUCCUCGCCGACCUGCGCAUGGCGUCCAAGACCGUGACCACGGUGACCGUCAACGGCACGCACCACGUGCACCUCAACAGCCCCGAGGUGGUGGUGCCCGCCCUCAACGAGUUCCUGGACCAGCACCGCCAGGCCGACGCCAAGGACCACAGCGUGCAGCUCGCGUCCUUCUUCGUCUGAACCCCCUCUGCGCCCUGCGCCCUGCACCGCCAGCAGGCUGAUUCCGAGCACUGUUUGUCACUCUGUCUCUCUCGUACCCUUGUGGUACGCCCCAUGAGUGCGAGAGAGACAGAGCGACGAAAGCAGAGCUCGGAAUUAGUCUGCAGAGGCUGACAAAAUGGACGUGUGUGGAGAUUUUUCUUUUUAUUUCGUGUGUAUGAGGCGGGCGCUGCGUCUGCAUGGAAAGUUUUCCUCUUUCGAAGGGGAGGGGAUGAGGAAGGUCGGCCGGGAGGGAUCAGUGUUUAAGGGGUUUGUCGUUGGGCUGGAGUGAUGCUGUGAUACUUUUAGUUUCUUUCUUUUCUGCGGCCUUGGCUGCCGCGUGUCUGACUGUGAGGUCGUGCGACAAACUCUCUGUACCAAAUUCUUUUUUUUUCUCUGGCGCCUUUUCAGUCGUUGUCGCAGAGCCAACAGACAACAGAGUCUAUUUAGUUUAUCUUAUAAGCCUGUUAAGGAUACCUAUAUGUACGUAAACAACACCUCAUACAUAUUCUCAGAAUUCUGUGAAUGUAGUCGUAUAAGUGCGUUAUUAUUUGUGAUGAAAGUGGAUUGUGAUAAUUGACUGACGUGGCUAUGCAAAUGAAUGUUAAGUCAACUGCACAAACUGCAGAUGCGAAAAUGUGUAAGAUAAUCGAGGUUUUUUUAAAAUGCUUUUUUUAACUUGCAAGCGUGAACAGUGUGCACUCCUGAUUUCUAUUAUGAUUUCAAUAAUGUAAAUAGUCUUGUUUUGUUUGCAGUCGGUCGCCAUAUUUCUGGCCUAAGAUGCUAUUAUUUUUUUUUUUAAACAUUUGGUAAGGCAUGUGUGUACAUAUACGUAAACUAAUCGUGUUGUGUCUUUUAAUUAUAGACGAUUACCGUCGCUGUCUCUGA